AGGCACCCAAGUUUCCGGUAAUGCAACUGGUAUGAGUUUAAUGGACAAGGAAGAGAUAUUUGUUUAGAUUUAGUCUAGAAAACUCCUAUAUUCAGUUUUCAUCUACGAGUUUGGUUCUUUUCAAAAAUAGUUAGAAUGCCUCUAUUUUCCCAAAACCCAUUUGACCAAGAUGUUGAGAAGGCAACAAACGAAAACAACACGACAGAUGACUGGGGGCUCAUUAUGGACAUUUGUGAUAAAAUUGGAACAACACCCAAUGGACCAAAAGACAGCUUGCGAUCCAUCAUGAAGAGAGUCAACCACAAAGUACCUCAUGUUGCCAUGCAGGCCCUAAAUUUAUUGGGUGCCUGUGUUUCCAACUGUGGUAAAAUAUUCCACUUGGAAAUCUGCUCAAGAGAGUUUGCCAGUGAAGUACGGAGUGUGCUCAACAAAGCCCAUCCCAAAGUGUGCGAGAAACUGAAAGCUCUAAUGGUGGAGUGGGCAGAAGACUUCCAGAAGGAUCCACAACUCAGCCUAAUCGGUGCCACUAUCAAGUCUUUGAAAGAGGACAGUGUCACGUUCCCCACUGCAUUUUCACAGGGGUCGAGCACAAAGGUCAGCACACCUGCUGUGAGCAAAGCAUCAGAUGAUGACGAUCUGGCCAAAGCCAUCGAGCUGUCCUUGCAGGAGCAGAAGCAGCAGGCGGAAACGAGGCCCCUGACCGUGACCUCCGACCCACCAAACUGCUCUAAUGGCGGCGGGGGGCAGGAAGCACGGAAGGUGCGCGCUCUCUACGACUUUGAAGCAGCCGAAGACAAUGAACUGACGUUUAAAACUGGAGAAGUGAUUCUGGUCUUGGAUGACAGUGAUCCAAACUGGUGGAAAGGCGAGAACCACAGAGGAGUGGGGCUCUUCCCCUCCAACUUUGUCACAACUAAUUUGAUAGAGCCAGAGCCAGUGGCGUAUGUUGAAAAGACAGUGACUCCUGAAGAGCGGAGCCCAGAGCCCAUUCUUGAACCUGAGCCCGUCGUUAUUGAUGAGGGGAAGAUGGACAGAACACUGGCACUGCUUCAGAAUGCAGAUCCUGCAGAUCCAACUCCUGACUCGCCAGAUCUGAUCCAGCUGGAAGGUGCAUGUCAACAGAUGAACCCACUGAUUGAUGAGAAGCUACAGGAGAUUGACAGGAAGCAUUCUGAGUUGUCAGAGUUGAAUGUGAAGGUUUUGGAGGCCCUGGAACUUUACAACAAACUUAUGAAUGAGGCUCCGUUCUAUUCAGCCUACUCCAAGAUGCAGCAGGCGUACGCCCCGCCCGGCUCAGCCAUCACCAUGCAGGGUUACCUCGGGCCAGCAAGCGCUCCCUACCUGCCUCCAGUGAUGCCCCAGCUUCCUCCUGCACAGGCGUACAAUCUUCCCACCGACCAGCCCGGACCACUACAAUCACUACCCCCCAAUGUAUCCGCCCCCCCCAGCAGCCAAGCGGCUCAGCCUCCCUACAUGAGCGGCGGAGUGAAUGCUCAGUAUAUGACCCCAUGUGCUGGAGCUCCUUAUCCACCCCAGGCGGGUGUGGCCAUGGACACGUCGGCCUAUCACAACUCCAACAUGGCUCCCGUAUCCUAUCCUGUCGCUGCCCCCCCCCACCAGGCCCCCCAGCAGCAGCAUGCGGCCUAUUAUCAGCAGCCUCUGCUGUAAAGCUCCCACUGACAGCAGACCCCCGAUGAAUACGUACCUCAGAUAUUCCAGCUGCUAGCUGUGUGUUCAUUCGGCUUGCUCUGUGCCAGUGAGCUCAUAGCUUUAAGAUCAUUCUUUUAAUUGUGUGUGUUUGUUUAGUUGUUUCUUUGUUCUGGUCAAGCUGGAGCAGACACACGCUGGUGAGAGUUGAAGUAACUGAGGUGUGUUUAACAUCCAGGUCUGCUGCUCCACCGAGUUAGGACUCGGCUACUGUGGAGCCUAAGCCUGGUGCCGGGGGGCUUCCUCCUGUCCUACCCUUCAUUGUCUGCGCUGGGGGUCAGCGUCACGAGGCAACACACACGUUGAGAUGGGUUUGCUCACCAGCAGAGUUCACGACCUGCCUUUGUCUCAUUUAAGGAAAUCAGCGUUUUACAGCCCAUAAACGCAGUCCUGCUAUUCACCAUCCACCGCCUACGACCCUCCAUUCAACAUAUAAUCUUGUGAAGUGGUAACAGCGGGUCGGGCCAUGUCCACGCUAUUGCAGAUAAAUGGACUUUUAUUCACACUAUCCUCCACACUGACCGUGAAGUGAGCAGCGCAGCAUGUAGCCUAGUGAGAUAGAACCAUGGGUUGUAGGUCUUAAGAAUCCUCCUGGAUGUCGAUCAGUUCAUGUGAGGAACAGUUUGUUCUGACCGUCUCUUUGUUCAUAAGUGCAUUGUUCACUGAAUGAUUCACACACUCUGGGCUGUUGAGGGAGCUCGUGUUUCUGCAGAACCGGCACUUGUUAAUUGACGAUUUGACAGGUUGCAGCGUGCAGUUAUUGAAAAGCCAGGAACUUCCCCGUGUUUGUUCUCUCUGAAGUACAGACUUUGCUCUUUUUAAACAUCAGAUACGCGCGCUACCAGAUCCUUUAGCAUGGAUGGUUAAGUUUGCUUUCCUCCAAACUCUGCCUUGUGAUGCUGUCUGUGCUUGUAGUGGACAUAUUUAAGAUAAAUCUGUGUGUGUGUGUGUGUGUUUCCUUUUCUAUGUUUGAGGACUUAUCCACAAUAGGUUUGUUCUUUUGUUGCGUCAUAACAUGACACUGAUUUUACGAGAAUCAACAUAUUUUGGGUGAAUUCAGAUUUUGUUGUUUGGGGAUCUGGGCAAAAACUGCAUUUGUUUGUCACUUCCCUGUUGCCUCUGUUUUUCCCAGAUUGGUGGAACUUGGAACUCCACAUUUUAUGCAAGUGCACGAAGUUUCAUUUCCAGAUGCUUGUUUUCAACCUGUCGGUGACGUUGCCAGUGCUUUGGUUUAUAUGGACACAUGUGUAAUUAACAUGGUUUAAGAAUGUGCAAUGGUUGUUCUCAUUUCGCAUCCACCUUUUAAUCCCUGAGCAAAAUUCCAAUGGACCAAAAUCUUGGGAAGGUUCAAAAGUGUGACACAAAUGUUUUGUAUGUUAAUUGAAGUGACUUGUCAUGUUUUAAGGCAGUGUGUUGUAUUUCUUCAGCUUCUGGGUUUAAAUCAAGGAGCAACUUUUAAUAGACUCUUUAAUCUUGUUGCAGUAGCUCCUUCGUUUAACGGCCUCCUAUUCAAGGCUCUGUACAUUUAGAUGUAAAAUACCUGGUUUCGUCAGUGAUAUUGACUGUGCACCUUAGCUUUGUAAACAUUUAUUUACCACUGGAUGCCUUGUUUCUCUGUGGAAAAGAAUGACACGAAUACAACUUCAGACUCAGAAGCCGCUGGAUAUGUAUAAUUCUGUAAAUUUAAAAUAUUCCAGGAAAAGUUCCUUAACCAGGAUUUUAAAAACACUGCUUUUGUAACAGAGCAAACAAAUAAAUAUUCUUGAAAAUAAAA
Molecule: messenger RNA, 3481 nt
Organism: Betta splendens (Siamese fighting fish)
Lineage: Eukaryota; Metazoa; Chordata; Actinopteri; Anabantiformes; Osphronemidae
Gene: stam2
Product: signal transducing adaptor molecule (SH3 domain and ITAM motif) 2
Exons: 14
Coding region: 136-1668 (510 amino acids)
Biological process (GO): signal transduction
Cellular component (GO): endocytic vesicle
Molecular function (GO): ubiquitin binding; phosphatidylinositol binding
Source: RefSeq, a predicted model, not a curated record